AUGCAGCUCGGCGAGAACACAGCACAAGCUAGCAGUUCCAUCCCACCACAAAACAUCAGCGUUACAGCAUAUGCGAUUACCAACGUUCAAUCAGCAUUGAGAGCCGCAGCCACUUCAUCCCCAAGAGCCGCUCCAGCAUAUGGAAAUCUCGCCUAUCUAAGCGAUAGCUCUCGGAGACUUUACCAGCACUAUCUAAACAACACAGCCGAGAUGCUAACACGUGGACCGAGCCUGGAUGGGAACCCGUUUAUACAGUACUUGCUGCCACUGGCGUCACACGACCCACUGGUUCUCAACUGUGUCCUGGCUAUUGGAGGAGCUCAUGUUAUCAUUAAUAAUACGUCCUCAAGUCAUGAAUCCGAUCGCAGCUUGGAGGUUGCUGCUCGUGGUCAUUAUGCCAAGGUGUUAUCUGGUAUACAGAAGCUUCUGUAUUAUCGAACUGGACACACAGUUCACGCCCCAGAAGCUGACACAUCGCCGCCAACUCCUUCUCGUGUCCUGCUUAUUCUUUUGCUCCUCUGCGUCUUCGAUGGCAGCUCUCGUAGCUCAAUCUAUCACCACCUCAGGGCCAGCAAAGAGUAUGUCACACUCCUCAGAAGCGAUCCCAAUGCUCCUGAUGAGUUGCGGAACUUGAGAGGCUUUAUCCUGGAGCUAUACGCGUAUCACACAAUGAAGCUCGCAAUUACACCUCGCGGCCUUACAUCAAAUGAGUGUGUCGACAUCGACCCUGCUGUACAUUCGCUUGAUUUCCUGAAUGGGUAUAAAUCCAGAGGAUAUCUGAUUGGUUUUGGAAAGAAGUUAUUCGAGUUGGUGCCAAAGGUUGCGAAACUUGUUGAGGACCGACGCAAUGAAGAGCAGAAGAGCCCUCACGUGCCGACAGCCCUGACGAAAGAGUAUGACUGUAUGCUGCAGAGGUUGCACAGUGUUACUGAAUCCGACGGUGACAGCAAUGGUCUCCGGCCUUACAAAGAGCGUGCUGGUGCGACAAGGAUUUACCAAAACGCGCUAAUUGUGUAUCUGCAAUCGGCCUUUCAUCAGAACAUGCUCGCCAACCCGGAACUGGUAUUUGAGAUUGAAGAACGUAUUGACCAGAUGAUGCCCAACUUCUACAGUCUCUUUGUCAGCGAAUCACCAUACCGACGCAUGCUUCUUUGGCCAGGUGUCAUUAUGGGUUCCUGUGCACAAAGUGACAAGCAUAUUGCGGGGUUCCGGGCAGGAUUCAGAGCUAGGGCAUCAGGGACACCUGGGGCAGUCAAGACAGGAGCACGAAUUAUAGAGCUGCUGUGGAAUGACCCAGACCCGCGUGCAUUUGGGCCAAGAGGGCUGUCAUAUAUCAUGACAAAACAUGGCAUUAGCUGUAGUCUUUGCUAA
Messenger RNA from Fusarium musae, 1371 nucleotides. RefSeq lists its product as uncharacterized. Lineage: Eukaryota; Fungi; Ascomycota; Sordariomycetes; Hypocreales; Nectriaceae. The transcript has 2 exons. Gene Ontology annotation, biological process: positive regulation of transcription by RNA polymerase II. Gene Ontology annotation, cellular component: nucleus. The record is from RefSeq and is a predicted model, not a curated record. The coding region runs from base 1 to 1371 and encodes 456 amino acids. Gene Ontology annotation, molecular function: DNA-binding transcription factor activity; transcription cis-regulatory region binding.